AUGUCCAGACAAAUCCAGAACCAGGGGCUUAUGCAGCUGCUGGCUGGUGUGAAUUCUCAUCAGAACCCAGAGUCUUCUAUUAUGUGGGAACUUGGAAACCUGCCAAGUGGAAACAGUGAGAAUGCACAGCCUUUUGGUGGCCGGGAAGGAGGGCUGGUGGAAGCCAGAGCUGUAAAUGAUGAAGACCCUGAGCUAGUUCUGACAGAAGCAAGAGCAGUGGAACCAAAAUCUAGGAAUCACGAACUGGUUCCUUAUAGGCCACUGGGAGUAGGACUGCUUUUGGUGGCUGCUCUCUGUACAGUUGUGGGCCUUUUUGUGGGCGUCAAGAACAAUGGGCUCCCGUCAUCAGAAGAGGCCACUGCCAUGCCAACUGUGCCACCAACAGCACCACCAACUGUAUUCACUACAAGAGGUUUUAUUCUCCAGACUGUGCUUCCCGACACUACUGUCAGGGCUGCAAUUGCAGACCAUAGCAAUGAUAUUGCCUUUGCUCAACCAGAUGAUCAAGUUACCUACCUCGAAGACUAUGAUCAGAUGGUCAAUAAGAAUCCCUGUGAGCUGCCACCCAAUGUGACCGUGCCCACAACUGCCACCUUGACUCAUGAGUCUUCCUUUAAACAUCUAUGGAUGUACACAAACCAAUUGGAUGGGACUUUUCCAAUGGAAAUAUCAUUUUUGCAGUCCUUGCGAAGCAUCUCUGCCUACGUGAACCCCAAACUGAGGGGCAGCAUCCCAACUGAAAUAGGUGUUCUCACGAACUUGGAAUUCAUUGCUCUGCCUUAUUGUUCCCACACGGGGACUCUACCCACGGAGCUGGGUCUGCUGACAAAGAUUCAUUUCCUAGUUGUUUCCGCCAAUGCAUUUACUUGCAGCAUUCCUUCUGAGCUGGGAUUGCUCAAUGCCUCAUUGAGGACUCUAAUGCUGGAUCAGAACAUGUUUACAGGAACAAGUCCAGAAGAGCUCUACAAUAUCACCUACCUCAGGACUCUCUACUUGUUUACUAAUUCAUUGGAAGGGACACUUUCUACUAAGAUUGGUCAGCUUACUAACAUGUGGGACUUCCAACUUGCGCAUCCGCCAAAUCAUUUCUCAGGCAUGAUUCCAUCCGAAAUUGGAAAGUUGCAUAUUCUGAAACGAUUCAUGGUCUUUAAUGUUGGUAUCACUGGAACGAUUUGCACAGAAGUUGGCCUGCUUACAAACCGCCUUAGAGUUCUGGAGCUAAAACGCAAUGCUUUAACUGGCCCAAUCCCUUCAGAGAUUGGGCUUCUUUCGACCGCAACUCAGGUAUUUCUUGGCGACAACAUGCUCACCGGAACAAUCCCGACAGAGAUAAAUGGAGACAAUUUGCCAGAGUUGUUUGGAUGGGAUGUGAGAGGGAACGAGGGCCUGGUGAUCAACUCGGACAGUGGCAAUGUCACAGAUUUUGAUGUGUUUCCAGAAGAGUUUGGGGGGUGCUGGGUCAACAUGACUUACAUUGACCUGUAUUGCCCCGUGAUCACUCCAAACACAUCCAACCACUGCCGUGAUUGCGAUUGCAGCUGUGCACCCAGAGAUGAAGCAGCUGUUCCAUAG
Molecule: messenger RNA, 1572 nt
Organism: Seminavis robusta
Lineage: Eukaryota; Bacillariophyta; Bacillariophyceae; Naviculales; Naviculaceae
Source: the annotation of a GenBank genome assembly